This is a messenger RNA of Metopolophium dirhodum (rose-grain aphid), 1683 nucleotides long. RefSeq lists its product as uncharacterized. The record is from RefSeq and is a predicted model, not a curated record. The coding region runs from base 128 to 661 and encodes 177 amino acids. Lineage: Eukaryota; Metazoa; Arthropoda; Insecta; Hemiptera; Aphididae. The transcript has 3 exons.
AUCAAAUUUGGAUUUAAAAGACUAAAUAGCUGAUUCAUCAUCAUCAAAAACUACAACCAUACCAAAGGACAUUUUAUUUUAUGAGGAUACAUCUUUUGAACAAUCAUUAAUACUUGAUUUAUCAAAAAUGGAUUUAAAAGACGAAAUAGCUGAUUUGUCAUCAUUAAGUAGUUCUAUGAUUCAAAAAUUUAGUUUUCUUACAACUACUAUACCAUUUGAAUCAAGCCCCGCAUUUGUAUUAUCAAAUUUAUCUGUAAAUAAUUUUCUAGUUACGAGCAUUAAAACUUAUAUGUUACCAAUUCAUUCCCCAAGUUUGGGUUAUAUAGCACAAUUGGAAAGCUGGUCUUUACAAACUGAUGAAAAUUUGUUAACAUCAACAUUUAAUAAUGAUAUUGAUAUUUAUACCAAUAUUGAAUCAUUGACAAUAAUAGAUGAUUUUGCAACAAAUUGGUUUUAUUGUUCAAAUCCAAUAAUGCCCACAAAAUAUUGUGAUUGUAAUGUUAUGAGGCUAACUAAAAAUAUAUCCACAAAGUUUUCAAAAUCUGUAUGCGUAGAAGAUAGAGAAAUGUUAGAAGAACAAAACGUGUUAAGAUUUCUUCAAUUAUUUCAACAGGAGCCAACACUGCCAGAUAUAUAUAUUUUGCAUAAUAUUCAGGUCUGAACGUUUGUUAAAAUACAAUUUUUUUGGAAAUAAUUUUAUUGGUAUGGUAAAAUCUAUCUAAAGAGAUAUUUAUCGGAUCAAGAAAAAAUGUUUUUACUUUAUCAGUGGGUAGAAGACUAGAGGACACACAGAUAUACAGAAUUAUAACAUAUAAUUUGAGUUAUGAUAGGUCUUAUAUACUAUUUUAAACCAAUACGUAGGUAAUUGAUUUGAAUUUUAGAUUCUGAGCAAAGGGAUGAAUAUAUUUAUUUUACGAUGAUGUGUCUGUUUUUUUUUAAUUUAAUUUUUGUGUCUGUGUACAUAGGACAUAAGUAAGUAGAUAAGUAGGUAGUUGAAAUAAUGCUUCAAUUUUCAACUUCUGUAUCUUUUACGGUGGAAAAGUGAAUCUAGGUAGUACAUUGGGUACAUUGAUAUGAGCCAACAUUUUAGGGUUUCAUUGUAUUCUUACUUAUAAGGUACUAUUUUUAAUAUUUUUAUAUACAUUUCGGUUUUUACGAUAAUCAAUAUUAUACUGUAUAUUACACCACCAGCACAGAGUAGAGACAAGUAUGACCACUAGUGUCUAGUGACACUAGUGUGCUGUGUGUGUUUUUGUCUUUCGAGCAUUUGAGUCAGUCGCCGGUGAUAUGUUUUUCCUUAUAGUGUUAGUAAUGUGUAAUAGAAAGAUUUUUCACGAUUAUUAUUAUUUAUUCACAAAUAAUGUUUAGUAUAAAUAUUGGUAUUGCCCUUAGAAUUUUAAUGACAAUGCCAGUAACUUUGGCAUGUGCCGAGAGAAGCUUUUUGAAAUUGAAAUUAAUUAAAUCAUAUUUGAGAAACAAAUUAAGUCGAGAAAACCUUUCUGAUCUUUCAAUAAUUUCAAUAAAAAAAAAUAUUUCUGAAUCUUUAGAUUAUGAUGAUAUCAUAAAUCAGUUUGCUGCUAAAAAAUCAUGAAAAGUAAUGUUUUGAAAAUAUGUAUUAAUUUUAUGACAAAUGUAAUCAAUAAUUUUUAUUGUUUGUUAAUAUUGUUCCGCCUGAUAUAUUGA